AUGUUGCUAAACCCAGAUCAGAUUUUGAAUCUAGUUCGAGAUGUUUAUGAAGUCGAUAUUAAACAAUUCUAUUCGCAGUUACGACUUAAGAACUUGAGGGGACUGGUAGACCAUACUUCUCAUCUAUUUGAUGUUUACUUGAGGGAUUUAGAAAUUAACCGGGAAGUGGAAGCGCUGACAGCCUUCAUUAUUGGUGGUUACUACCUGUACCUUAUUAUUCCGCAGUCACUGCAGUUUCAAACGAGAAGUAAUCUUUAUAGCAGCUAUGCAAAGUUGAAAAAUAGCUAUCAAGACGAACAGCUAAUGAGCUACGUACUGAGAUUGGUGAGGGACGAAAGCACUUCAAUUGUUGACCAAUAUCUAUCCGACUCAAAUAGGAUUACCGUGACGAUUACGAGAAAAAGAGCCUACUCGUUACCCCUGCGACCUUUACCUGUCCACAUGGCUUCUUUAUCCAUACAUAAUCAAUCAGACGAUCCGCCACGUGAAAUGCCAAACUACUUAGCCAAGCCAAUAAAUGACACUUCCGGGAAGGACCUUCGUAGAGAAAACAAUGAAAUAAGGUUAUGUAGUAAACACGACGUUAGUGCUGAAGAUAUAGAUAGCACAAGUAGAGAGUCAUUAUCAAUUCCCUCAUACUCGAAAUUAAAUACUGGAAAAGACACUUUAUUCAAAACCCACUCUAGUCCGGCAGCUGCUUCCACAGCGCACUCCUGCGAUACGUCAUCACAAGCUGCGGUCUCUUCCCAAGACUCUUCUUCUCAAUCCAAGAAGGCGAAGCAGAAGGAAGAAGCUGCGAGUUCUUUCAUCUCCGAAACUUUCGAGCCACCGACUAUUGAAGAUUCAAAAGGCCUGCUGUCGAAGUUAUCCAUCACGGGCCUGCAAAAUCCAUGCAAUACAUGCUAUAUCAACAGUAUAAUACAAUGUCUUUUUGGCUCCACCCCAUUCCGCGACUUGUUUUUAACUAAGAAAUAUAGGCUUUUUCUAAAAACUGAAGAAUACCCAAAGGAAGUUCAACUUUCUCGCUCAAUCUACUCUUUAUUCAAAAAAAUGUAUGCAAAUGGGGGAAGUGCAAUUGUACCGAAUGGAUUCCUGAAAAUGUGUAAAAAAUUGAGGCCUGAUCUGAAUAUCCCAGACGACCAGCAAGAUACACAAGAAUUUCUGUUGAUCAUCUUAGCACGAAUUCAUGAAGAGCUUUCAAAUGAGAAUGUAACUAAAUAUUACUGUGAUCUAGUUUCAUAUGAUACAAACGCUUUGCAGGUUAAUCCAAUCAAGUACCAGAAGUGGUACGAAGAAACUAUUCUUGCAGAUGGUCUAUCUCCAAUCGACCAUAUAUUCCGAGGCCAGAUGGAGAAUAUAUUAAAAUGCCAACGCUGUGGUAACUCUUCCUUCAGUUAUUCCACCUUUUAUGUGUUGUCGCUUGCAAUUCCCAAAAAUUCUGUGCAUAGUUUUACAAGUAAAUCGAAAAAAAUAAAAUUGGAAGAUUGCAUAAACUUAUUCACGAGUGAUGAGGAAUUGACUGGUGAUAAUGCUUGGGAUUGUCCUGAAUGUAGAAUCGAUGACUCCAAGCUAAAAACAGGCGAAAAUUCUAGCCAGAAAAAAAGAUCACCACUAUUCAGUUUCCAUUCUAGAUCAAGAUCAAAAUCACCUCAUCAUCACCAUCAUUAUCAUCAUCAUGGAAGCGAUAAUACAACAAAAAACUCAAACAAGUGGAAGUCUAAAAGACUAACUACUAUAAAGAGUUUGGAUUUUAUUUUUUUACCGCCAAUACUCGUCAUUCAUUUAUCAAGGUUUUAUUAUGAUUUAACGAAGAAGAACAAUGCCGUUAUAACCUAUCCUCUGAUACUGAACAUUAUUCUGAAAAACAACAAGGUGGUUCGGUAUAAGUUAUAUGGAACAGUGAAUCACUCAGGUAACCUUAUAACCGGACACUAUACUUCUGUGGUAAAUAAAGAAAGAAGCCAUGAAAUCGGGUUGAAUAAACAGGUUUGGGUCACAUUCGAUGAUGAUUUUAUCAUACAGCAUCACAAAGAUCGCGAUGGCUUUGAAGCGGGUAAAACAAAAAUGUCCAGUAGUGAAGUAUACGUCCUCUUUUAUGAGAGAAUGGAUGAAGAGGAUUAUAAAGAAGAUUGUUGUUAA
Messenger RNA from Saccharomyces kudriavzevii IFO 1802, 2139 nucleotides. It is a transcript of the gene UBP11, whose product is annotated as ubiquitin-specific protease UBP11. Gene Ontology annotation, biological process: protein deubiquitination. Lineage: Eukaryota; Fungi; Ascomycota; Saccharomycetes; Saccharomycetales; Saccharomycetaceae. Bases 1 to 2139 code for a protein of 712 amino acids. The record is from RefSeq and is a predicted model, not a curated record. Gene Ontology annotation, molecular function: cysteine-type deubiquitinase activity. The transcript has a single exon.